GCCCUCUCCCCUCAUCCCCCAGAGGCUUCCUCGAUUGCUGGAUACCCAAGUUUUCUUACUGUAUACACUCUUCCUGCCGAGAAUCAUGAACGUCAAAGUCGUCGAACGCACCAAGGUCGUUUUGGAUAGGGUACCUGCUCCCUCGCAGAGCGCGAGUCAAGCAGGUUCGACAGCCGGACCCAGCAGCUCCCAGAGCCAACCGCGCGCAGAGAAUGCACAGACCUCGGACCCUCUUCAAAUUGCUGCACAAAUAUAUCCAUGGCUUUAUAUGACAUCGACGUUGGAGAAGGCAUUCGGCGACAGCGAACGGGCGGCGGAAGCAGAGAUAGAGGCUUUCGCGAGGGACCUUGCGCAGGAUGAGGAAGAGAUACGCGAUGAGAAGGUGCGGUGGGAGAGCGAGCGUUUCGUCGAGUUCUGUGAUUCGCUAUCGUCGACACCGAAGGGACACCUACACGUUCUACAAGAUCUGCCCGAGAUCAUACAGUCUUAUCUGAGACAUGGCAAGGAGGCCGAUACCUGGGAGAGGAAGGCGCUGGACAUGGCCAUGAGCCAGAUCGGUACAGGUCCAGCCGCAGGAAAUACGCGGGAAGGAGAGAACGAAGCCGCAGAGGAUGGACAAGCCGAAGAAGAACGCUUGGAGGGCGCGUAUCAGCAGCAGUUGACGGACCUCCAAGAUGCCAUAGAUCGCAUCGAAGGUCUAGUCGAAGACGCAGGUGCUCUCGAAGGCCGGAUACAAGGAGUCAUCGAUGCUGUCGCACCCCCGCCUCCUGCCGUCGCCCCGCCAUCCCCGCCCUCGAGCGUCAAAUCACUCGACGACGAUACACCUACCGCUGCAGACCCAACCUCCCAUCCAUUAUUGACCCCGCUGCAGCAACUCUUGCCACUGUUAUCUUUGCGGAGCGACAACCUCAAGCUCGCGCUGGAGUUGGUAGAUGGCGCGAGAGAGGGGGCAGCAAUGAACUUGCGGGCGAUCAGCUUGGGCCUGUAUUGAAUUCCCAAGUGAUCCCUUUGUGACCUUCGAUGCUAUACACAGUACCUCGAGUAGCCAUCU
This is a messenger RNA of Schizophyllum commune H4-8, 1051 nucleotides long. RefSeq lists its product as uncharacterized. Bases 86 to 991 code for a protein of 301 amino acids. The record is from RefSeq and is a predicted model, not a curated record. The transcript is spliced from 5 exons. NCBI's taxonomy places the organism in Eukaryota, Fungi, Basidiomycota, Agaricomycetes, Agaricales, Schizophyllaceae.